AUGGGUAUUGAGUAUCAAGGCUGCAAUAUUCCCACCUCCUUUGCAUCGUGCAGUAUCCCGCCAUACUUCAAUGCGACACUGCCCCAAAAGUUGGAAGCAAUUCGCAGCGCUGGAUUCGACGGAAUAGAGAUAUCUAUGCCGGACAUACUGACGUACGGUGGCGACAUCGAAGGAAGGACCAUUGACGAGAACGACUAUGAUGCCAUCUCCAAUGUAGCCGGCAAGAUCCGCAUCCUGACGGAGCAACUUGGCCUUAACAUACUCAUGCUGCAGCCAUUCUCGAGGUUUGAGGGAUGGCCAAGAGAUACACACGCACGCGAAAGAGAAGCGGCAUUCGACCGCGCAAGGGGGUGGAUAAAGAUCAUGGAAGCGCUGGGCACGGAUAUGCUGCAGGUAGGCUCAACCGACGCAGAAGACGCAUCGCCAUGUAUGAGCCAGCACGCCGAGGACUUGCGCGAGCUGGCCGACAUGCUGGCGGAAAAGGGGUUUCGCCUCGCCUACGAAAACUGGUGCUGGGCGACGUACGCCGCGGGAUGGAAAGACGUGUGGGAGAUAUCCCAGAGCGCUGGCCGCCCGAAUAUCGGCCUUUGCCUGGAUACCUUUCAAUCUGCGGGCGGAGAGUACGGAGACCCGACCACGGCGUCGGGCCGCAUCGAGUACCUCAACCAGGCCGAGCUGGUCAGCCGGUGGAAGCAUAGCCUGACGGAGCUGAGGCAUGCCGUCCCCAGCGACAGGAUAUAUCUGCUUCAGAUCUCAGAUGCGUAUAAGAUGGAGCCACCCCUUCGCGGAACGUCGGCGCGGCCAAGGUCGGAAUGGAGUCAUAGUUUUCGGCCGCUGCCCUAUAGCGGAGGAUAUUUACCGGUGGAGGAUUUCUUGGGUUCUGUUCUUCAGACUGGCUUUCGGGGCUGGCUGUCCGUCGAGGUGUUUGACUCGAGGCCCAAGGAGGGCAUGUUGAUGGAGGACUACACCAAGGCUGCUAUGCAGUCGUUGACUCGCCUGCUGGCUUCUACCGUCAGGUGA
Messenger RNA from Metarhizium acridum CQMa 102, 1020 nucleotides. Lineage: Eukaryota; Fungi; Ascomycota; Sordariomycetes; Hypocreales; Clavicipitaceae. The record is from RefSeq and is a predicted model, not a curated record.